AUGCUUGACGAAAACGGCGGAGGGAUUUUGCACGAUUGGGAUCUUGCUAAGGGGGGCAGAGUUGCAGAGAGUUUGGUUUCGGAGGAUGGCUUUGCCCACAACCCUUAUCGAACGGGGAUAUGGUACUUUCUUUCAGCUCGUCUCCUGAUUGAACCGCUCAAGAUACAUACCCUGCAAGACGACCUCGAAUCCUUCUUCUACCUUGUUCUUUAUUAUGCACUCCGGUAUAUUCCUUACAAUCAAGGGAUAGAGAAGCUGAAGGAAUUGCAAUCCCAGAUAUUCGAGGAGUGUAGGUGGAACAGCACGAGCGGCCAGUACCUUGGUGGCGAAGGGAAAUUCUUCACGAUUACGCGCGGAUACCACACUCUCAGGAUUAACUUCGUGGAUCACAGGCCUCUUCAAAACUGGCUGCGGAACACAUUGGGCUGUAUCGCCGAGUUUUAUCGGUACUGCAUCGACACUGAACAGAAGCACUUUGAAGAGCACGAAGGCGAACCACUUCCGUUACACUGCGUACCUGUGCCUCCACCGCCUGCCAGCAUCGGCCUUCACAAUCAUGAAUAUUUUUCUUCCCUCGUUAAGACGGCCCUCGAGGCGCCUGGUUGGGCGUCCAUGCGCACGUACCUUGGCGAUGACCUUGAUCAAUACGUCCGAACUCGAGGACGCAGGCGUAUGUCGACACUGGUGCUCCCCCGCAUCUGUGGACCACCGAAACGCCGAUUGUUCUAG
Molecule: messenger RNA, 729 nt
Organism: Cyclocybe aegerita
Lineage: Eukaryota; Fungi; Basidiomycota; Agaricomycetes; Agaricales; Hemipholiotaceae
Source: the annotation of a GenBank genome assembly